Molecule: messenger RNA, 928 nt
Organism: Leopardus geoffroyi (Geoffroy's cat)
Lineage: Eukaryota; Metazoa; Chordata; Mammalia; Carnivora; Felidae
Product: putative DBH-like monooxygenase protein 2
Exons: 2
Coding region: 116-526 (136 amino acids)
Biological process (GO): norepinephrine biosynthetic process; octopamine biosynthetic process; dopamine catabolic process
Cellular component (GO): secretory granule membrane
Molecular function (GO): dopamine beta-monooxygenase activity; copper ion binding
Source: RefSeq, a predicted model, not a curated record
UUGAUUUUACUGAACUUUAGUGUGUCACUUCUCAGAUGUGGAUACAAGCAUUGAGAGGGAAUGUGACUUGCUUUUAUUUCCAGCAAGUUGGCCUCUGAGGUAGAACUAGAACCCGAUGGUUUCGAUCCCCCAGUCUGAAGCUCCUUCCAUUCCACUGUGUAGAUGUGAGCAAGUGGCUUGUGUCAGUCCUUGGGUGUGGGUAUGUGCAAAGUGCUACUCACGGGCAGAAACACCUCAAUGCCAAUCACACCCCCAGAGUGACACCAUAAGGGUUCUGGCUGCCUAUGGCCUGGAUGACACUCUGAAGCUGGAUCGGGACCGUACUUUUGUCAAGUCCAUCUUCCUGCUACAAAUAGUCCACCCUGACGACCUUGACGUCCCUGAGGACACCAUCAUCCAUGACUUGGAACUCACUGAUUUCCUCAUUCCAGAAGAUGACACCACAUAUGCCUGCACCUUCCUCCCUCUCCCCAUCGUCAGCAAGAAGCAUCACAUCUUCAAGGUAGGGCGAACCAGAUGUUGCUAAGGCAGUUGAGCAGCGCCGUGAGCACAGCCAGCUCUGGAAGGAUGAUGUUCAGAAAACUGCUGAGAGAAGUAGCUGGGAGCACAGGGAGGCCAGGCCAGAUUUGGUGGAGGUGGUAGUUUCAUGAUUUCUUGAGCCCAACACUAUUCUAUUUGAGUCCCACAAUGCAGCAGAGAUUUUGAUGAAGGUAACAAAUUAGUGUUUCCGAAGGGCAAAAUACAAGCCCCACAUUGGGCCUAGAAUUGUGCUCAUAGCCCAGAAGGAAGUUCAGGCUGGGGGUCAUGGCCAAGGGCUGUCAGGUCCAUGAAGUCUGGCUAGAGGGAACUUCAACUUGGCCACCUGAUUUCAUAGUUGAGUGAUUUCAAGUUUUGAUCUUACAAUAACUAGCAAAUGUGUGGGAGCCAA